Messenger RNA from Marchantia polymorpha subsp. ruderalis, 1013 nucleotides. The record is from the annotation of a GenBank genome assembly. Lineage: Eukaryota; Viridiplantae; Streptophyta; Marchantiopsida; Marchantiales; Marchantiaceae.
ACACUUUUGCAGAAAUGCUGAUUUGAAAGCCCCCGCACUUCAUGGUAAUGCUCCUCGUUCACUGAUGUACAGCUGAUCUCUCCAUACAGAGGGAACUGUAGUUGUUAUGCAGUCAACACCUGAUUAGUCGAAACUACUGGUGCAUACAUUAGUGUAGGAUUGUCUCUUUUCAGAAAAUUCGUGUACACUAAUUGUGGCUCAAUAUACAAGUUUUGGGCUCUGCGUGCAGUUGAAGUUAUAGCAAAAGAUACAGAUGAUCAACUCCAAUUUUUUACUGCUCCCAACAUCACAUCUGACUUACCAGUUUGAUAACCCAAGUGCGAUAUAACGGGCAUGUAUAUAAAAUAAACAACUCCUUUAUCAGUGUUUACAAUAUAUGUUUGCUGAGGAGUCACUGAAUCGAGGUAUACACACUCCAUCUCGACCUGUUGUACUCUAAUCUGCUGGAUGGAUCUGUUCAGCGAGUCGUGCGGCAGCCAUGAUCCGACUUCCGGUCUCGAGAAGCCUGCGAAGAAUCGUCUUCCUAAACGACUGGUUUUGCUGUUUGGAGAAGUCCAAGAGUAUGAAACUUUGGGACCACGAGGGUGGGCUUGAUCCCGGAGAGCAUGCAACCUCAUGCAGUAAUCCAUGUUACCAUGCAACGAUCAAACUGUUGCAGUUUUGUCAUGGGAAUACAACUGUUGAGAAGCAGUAAAAAUGAGGCAGCUUUUGGAUCAUCUUAAGAGCACAUUCCAUGUUGAGCUCACGACGGAAAGGUAUGUUCAAUAGGGUGAAAAACGACUGCAUAUCUUUUAUACAUAGGCCUACAGUCCUAAUUUGAUGAUUAUUUUGCUUGAUCUGCACUCCAAUGUCUUGAUCUGCACUCCAAUGUCGAUAUCACACUCGUGACCACGGAACCUUCAGAGGAGGCGCCGACAUUCGUGGUCUCCAUGAGCUUGAACUGGAGGGAAGGUAGCUCAGCGAGUUCAGAACAACGAAUCCACAGUGCUUGCGGAACACGUCAGCAAAUAUCU